Zymoseptoria tritici IPO323 is the source of this 2327-nucleotide messenger RNA. RefSeq lists its product as uncharacterized. The transcript is spliced from 2 exons. Gene Ontology annotation, biological process: nuclear-transcribed mRNA poly(A) tail shortening. Gene Ontology annotation, cellular component: cytoplasm; nucleus; CCR4-NOT complex. NCBI's taxonomy places the organism in Eukaryota, Fungi, Ascomycota, Dothideomycetes, Mycosphaerellales, Mycosphaerellaceae. Gene Ontology annotation, molecular function: poly(A)-specific ribonuclease activity. Bases 1 to 2079 code for a protein of 692 amino acids. The record is from RefSeq and is a predicted model, not a curated record.
AUGUACAACAAUCAUAAUCACCGCCAAAACCAUAGCCUGCUCAAUGGCGGUGCGCACCAGAACUUCCAGCCUCAGAUGAGCUUGGGCAAGGCAUUCCAGAGCCAGUCACACGGCCAUCAAGCGCACCAUCUGAACAAUCACAAUCAGGACCACGGUUUAGGGCAUAGCAACAACUUUGGAAAUCACCACCAUACCAUCUCCGCGAGCACCUUGUCGAACACCACCCCGAACUUCACUCCCGCACAUCUCCAGAAUGGCACACCCGAGAGCUCCAGCACGCUGAGCAAGCCACCGAAUGCACAUUGGGCAGAGCAAUUGAGGGAAUACGAACGACUCAAGAUGGCGGAUCACAAGACUCACUUUUACGCGCGGACAACACCAUCAGUGAGUAGGUAUCCUGGAGCUUCACCUUCGACGAACAAUGCGCGAACGGAUGGAGAAGAGCAUGGUGAGAGGAGACGCGUGCUCGAAGGUUCAGAAGAUAUGGGAUCAUGGAAUGCAAUGGAUCUCUGCGGACAAGGACUGAAAGGCAUGGCACCUGCAUUGUUCAAGCACUACCCGAAAUUGAGCAAGGUCUACCUAAACUGGAACAAGUUGAGAGAGAUCCCUCCACAGAUUGGACAGAUGCGCUUCCUGACCGUUCUGGACCUCUCCAUGAACGAUCUGCAUUACCUGCCUCCGGAGAUUGGUAUGUUGACGAAUUUGAAGAAGCUUGCUCUAUACGACAACCACCUUGAUGAUCUCCCGUACGAACUCGGGUCGCUUUACCAACUCGAAAUGCUCGGCAUUGAGGGCAAUCCUAUGAGGCCCGACUACAAGGAGCGAUUGGUUGAGCACGGAACGCAGGAGCUGGUCAGAUAUCUUCGUGAAAACGCGCCACAACCCGAACCACCCCUUGACCGAGCAUGGAUACCUCUAAUCGAAGACGCUUCCGAAACUGACAACUUCACGAUCUUCAGCUGGAACAUUCUCUGCGACCGGGCUGCAACCGCCGCUAUGUACGGCUACACACCCUCGGAAGCGCUCUCCUGGCAACGAAGGAGAGAUUUGAUUCUCGAUGAAAUGCAAGGUCGCGAUGCGGACAUUAUGUGUCUUCAGGAAAUGGAUAUCGAGAACUACAACGAAUUCUUCCGACCGAAUCUGGCAUCAAUGGACUACAAGGGUGUUUUCUGGCCGAAGUCGCGAGCGCAGACAAUGGCCGAGAAGGAAGCCAAGGUUGUCGACGGAUGUGCCAUCUUCUACAAGAACACAAAGUAUAUCAUGCUCGACAAGCAGGUCAUCAUCUUUAGUCGAGAGGCCAUUUCACGACCGGAUAUGAAGGGCGAGCACGACGUUUACAACCGAGUGAUGCCCCGAGAUCACGUUGCCGUGGUCUUGUUCCUGGAGAACCGACAAACCGGAUCAAGACUGAUCGUUGUGAACACGCAUUUGACCUGGGAGCCCUGGUACAGCGACAUCAAGAUCGUGCAGGUGGCUAUUCUGAUGGAAUCUCUCACGAAACUCUCCGAAACCUACGCCAAGUGGCCAGCGUGCAAAGACAAAGACCUCUUCAAAUUCGCCAAUGAAGACAGCGCCGACGGAGCCGAGCCCGUGAAGAUGGAACCUGGUCCCUCGAUGAAGUACGACGAACCCACGCAAAUCCCCCUCGUCGUCUGCGGCGACUACAACUCCACCCACGACUCUGGCGUUUACGAGCUCAUCACGCAGGGCUCGCUCUCCAACUCCCACUCGGAACUCGGCAACAACAAUUACGGCGACUUCACCCGCCACGGCAUGAGCCACCCCUUCAGUCUGAAGUCUGCUUACAGCGGCAUCGGCGAGCUGCCGUUCACCAAUUGGACCCCGGACUUCCGUAAAGUGAUUGAUUGGGUGUUCUACGCUACAAACACGAUGCAGGUCACCGGCGUGCUCGGCGAGGUCGACCCAGACUAUAUGCGACGUGUACCUGGAUGGCCAAACCACUAUUUCCCGAGUGAUCACUUGCCGUUGAUGAUGCAAUUUGGAAUCAAGGAGCGGAAAGAGCGGAAAGCGGCGGUGGAGACGGACUUUGGUCCCGCAAGGAGGGAAAGCAGGAAUUGAAGAGUUACGCAACGGCUUGACGACGAUGACUGAGAAUCUCUGGCGCAAGGAAGGUUGUUUGUUCACUUACUUUUGGGGAGGAGGAUAACGGCAAGGCAAGGGUGUUGGGGUAUCAGGGCGCAAGCUGCUGGGACUAGGUGCUGCUGAUGUCACUGUGUUGUGUUUGAACUUAUGCGUUCGCUGCUUUUGUCGUUUACUGUACACAGGAAGCAGUGCGGAGUAGAGCGGGAAUGUUCUGGCCGCCUUUU